Molecule: messenger RNA, 2004 nt
Organism: Penicillium cataractarum
Lineage: Eukaryota; Fungi; Ascomycota; Eurotiomycetes; Eurotiales; Aspergillaceae
Product: Zn(II)2Cys6 transcription factor
Exons: 1
Coding region: 1-2004 (667 amino acids)
Biological process (GO): DNA-templated transcription; regulation of DNA-templated transcription
Molecular function (GO): zinc ion binding; DNA-binding transcription factor activity, RNA polymerase II-specific; DNA binding
Source: RefSeq, a predicted model, not a curated record
AUGGUCGCGGUAGCCCUCAACAACGACGGGGAAGGGCUUAUAGUUUUCACUCCGGGCGUGUCCGCCUCACCGGGCUCGUCGGAACAGCUGCGAACGCCCGAGUCCCAUGACAUCUCCGAUCUCAACUUCACUCUACGCCCUCCCCAUUCCAUGAUGGCCAGAACAAAGAGGAGCGGAUUGGUGUCACUGGCAUGUACCGAGUGUCGGAAACAGCAUCUAAAAUGUGAUGCACAUAGGCCGACAUGCUCGCGAUGCGUCCAGCAAGGUUACCUUUGUCAGUAUCUUCCCUCGCGACGAGGCGGUCGCAGGAAACCCCGACAGGACUCCGAUCGCCAGCCACCGCCAUCUAAUAACCCCGAUGAGCUGAAUGCUACAUCACCCCAUGAUCUUGCAUCGGAGUUGAUGACAGAGAUGCAGCCUGGGUAUCAGGCUCCUCUCGUCUUGCCCGUAUCUCGUUCAGAACAGCCAGAUACGCCAGAUAGCACCACCCCGCAGCGCGGGCCAGGGUCGGUCCCUUGGUCGAUAACAACUCCGAGAACUGGGUUGAGUCAAGAGCAUUUUCAGCCUACACGGGAUCUUUGGUUUCAUGAUGAUCGCUUUCUGCGCCUCUUCUACGAAAACUUCCAUGUCGCUCAUCCAAUCUUGGUGCCCAGUGCAGUCUAUCAUGAUCGCCAGUAUCCGGAUUUUCUGCAGCUCGUCGUGAAUUUUGUUGGAUCUCACUAUAUUACAUCAAGUCCCACGCAAGAUUACAGAGACAAAGUUCUUGCUGAAUUGACUUGUCAUACCGACCGCUCACCAUGUAUGGUUCAGGCCUGGUUAAUCUACUCGAUUGCGAUAUACGCACGCGGAGAAUGGCAGGAGGCGCAGGACGCCUUCUCGCAUAGCGUGGAGAUUGCUUUGGAGAUUGGCAUGAAUCGCCGCGAAUUUGCCAUAACUGGUCGCCCUGAGAAUAGUAUCGAGGCCGAGAGUCUCCGGAGGACUUGGUGGGAGCUUUACGUGACAGACAUCUUUAUCGCUGCUCCGUCCAAGAGCAAUACCUUCCUUUGUAGCGCAAUGGCCCCGGAGGUGGGCUUGCCCUGCGAGGACUCGUUCUAUACGGGAACGUGCGAGAUUCCAGCACCACGGAAAAUACUCGAUUUCAAACGCCGCAUCUUUGCGCCCGAAGAGACCGUUUUUUCUUCCUUUAGCUAUCGCAUCGAGGCGACUACCAUUCUAUGCAGGGCUCUCGUCUUGAGUAGACUACGUGACUACCAUCGUGAUCAUCUUCAAGCGGUUGAGAAUGCCCUUGUCAGCUGGGUCAAUCAUUUACCUCCUAGGAAGCUGGAUAUUGUCGAUUCGUACGGCAACAUUGAUGAAAUGAUGUUCCAAGCGCACGUUACGAUCGCAUACGCUACUAUGCUUCUACACCUUCCACGAAGCGAUCUCCAACCUGUCUUGUCCCUAACAAACGAACAGUUUUGGCCCGUUGCUACUCGUCACAUGGCCUCUACCCUAAAUCGCCCUGUUCAUAGUAUCAAGGCUACCGAGGCAUCCAGGCGAAUCUCCGAUGCUAUCUCCCUUUGCCCAAACGUUCUCAAGCACUCUCCAUUUGUCAUUCCCGCCCUGGCACUUUGUGGAAUGAUCCAACUGGCCACUUCAAUCAAGCACACCGAAGAGUGCUUUGAUCAUCAUUAUAACAGAGUGACUCUCAUCCUCGGAUGUUUGAAGAGUACAAAACGGAUAUGGGGUCUCGCGGACGCUGCUUACAAUCAUCUGCGCACCUCUGCGGCAGACGCGUUAUCGGAUUCGAUGGAGCGAUGGAGCACGGAACCACUUCGCAAAUUCUUCCCCGCAGAUUCAACACCUAGUAGCACAGAGCGGACGACAGCUCAGCCCACUCGGCCUACGUCAGCCGUUUCAGAGGGCCAGGAUCUAUUGUUCCCCCCUAUCGUACCUGCAUUUGUUGAUCCGACAUGCUACAACGACUCAUUCUUCACUACCAUUCCUGAGUUUGACAUUAGCUAA